AUGCUCUUCUGCAUCUUAUAUACGGCAACUUAUUGGGCAUUCCAAACCGCCAGCAUAAUUGAAUGCAACACGCCACAGAGUCUGGACAUCGCAAUCUGUGCCAACGGUGACAUUACUACCGUUAUAGUUACCGUGAUCAAUGUCGUGGCCGAUUUUUAUGUUCUCGCUUUGCCUAUUGGAAUAGUCGGACGACUUAAUGUUAAACGUACCAAGAAACUUGGCCUUAUAGCCGUCUUCCUGUGCGGUCUUAUCGCAAGUCUUGCAAACGUCGCAAAACUUAUUUAUGCGACUUUGCAUCUCAAUGACCAAGAUUCCGCUGCAUUAACGACUGAAUUCGCUAUCGUCGAGAUGAACCUUGGCACCAUCGCGGCCUCUAUGCCAGCACUGCCGCAAUUCUUUGCUAAAGCCCGGAUUUUCCAUGCCUCCACUUAUAGCUUUUUGCAUCGCUUACUCAACAGACGUGACCCGUCAUCCCUCUCCUGGUUCGGUCAGUCAUCGAAAAAUCUGGCUUCGGGGUACCCAGAAAGGCAGCGUGGUCCUGCUGUUCGAGGUGAGAACCAGACUGAACUACAAAGCUUGCCCGAUGUACGAGCAUACAGUGAUACACGAGGACCGACGUGA
This is a messenger RNA of Letharia columbiana, 621 nucleotides long. RefSeq lists its product as uncharacterized. The record is from RefSeq and is a predicted model, not a curated record. Bases 1 to 621 code for a protein of 206 amino acids. NCBI's taxonomy places the organism in Eukaryota, Fungi, Ascomycota, Lecanoromycetes, Lecanorales, Parmeliaceae. The transcript has 3 exons.